Sporisorium graminicola is the source of this 1719-nucleotide messenger RNA. RefSeq lists its product as uncharacterized. The transcript has a single exon. The record is from RefSeq and is a predicted model, not a curated record. The coding region runs from base 1 to 1719 and encodes 572 amino acids. Gene Ontology annotation, biological process: regulation of transcription by RNA polymerase II. Gene Ontology annotation, molecular function: zinc ion binding; DNA-binding transcription factor activity, RNA polymerase II-specific; RNA polymerase II cis-regulatory region sequence-specific DNA binding. Gene Ontology annotation, cellular component: nucleus. NCBI's taxonomy places the organism in Eukaryota, Fungi, Basidiomycota, Ustilaginomycetes, Ustilaginales, Ustilaginaceae.
AUGCCUCGCAGAAAAAUCGUCGACCACAACGGUGCGGGUGCCCCGAGCACAUCGUCAGCGACGGGCACACCAUCACGCCGCCUGGCGUCCUCCUCAGCUGCUGCUGUACUAUCAGAACGCUCGCCAUCCCCCGCCUCGUCCCUGGGAGGCAGCAGAAUCUCGAACCCUCCCUCGUCUCCGCAAAAACCACCGCCAGGAAGCAACCGCUCCAAACAGAUCCAUCCUUCUAUCCAACCCUCCAGUAUCGUGCCUGCCCGCGCGCCCUCCCCAUCGCUGUCCGACAUCUCCACAUCCGGCUCGGAAGGCGGCGACGACGGCGCACAAACAACACGAGACCAACGCCUGCGCUCCGCUUCACCCGAAGGAGACGAGCUGGCCGACGAAUCGGUGGCGCGCGAACCAGCCUCGACAGCCAACAACGAUGCCGAAGUCACCUGUCAGUGGAACGACUGCGGUGAGACGUUCAACAGCUUACAGCCUUUUAUCGAUCACUUGCACCACGAGCACAUUGGCAUCCACAAGAGCAAGUACAUGUGCGAAUGGACAGGCUGCAUCCGCAAGGGUAAACCCCAGACAUCGCGGUUCGCGCUCCUCAGCCACUUAAGGAGUCAUACAGGAGAAAAACCGUUUACGUGUCCCCGCCCGGAGUGCGAUAAGAGCUUCACGCGGUCCGAUGCGCUAAGCAAGCAUAUGCGCGUGCAGCACAACAUCAUCACUGCCGGGUCCAGGAGGGCGGCUGCUUCUUCUAUGGCUGCGCAGGACGAUGGCGCCGAGGACACGUCCGUUCUCGGUGAGGCCGGCGAUUCUGCGACGCCGGCUAAAGGAGGAGGUGGGGCCACGGGGGAUUCCUUGGGGGACGAGCUGCUCGAGCUCGCCGGUGGCGAAGGAUCCGAGUUCGGUCUGACAAAGGGUGUCGGGGGCGAGUCCAACCUGUACACCAUGACAGCGGAAGAACUCGGCAUCAAGGACAGGCUGGAGGAAAGCGAUGCGGACGAAACCAAACGCAGCGAAGCCAUCUUGGGAAGAGCACUGCGCACCUGGGCAAAGGACAUGCGCGAACGCGAACGCAGCCGCAAGCUCCGCGAUCCCCCGAUCCGGCCCCAUCCACCGCGCAACGGCGGCGGCGGUGGUGGUGGAGGAGGAGAGGCAGACGAAGCGGUCAAUGGUUCCUUUGCCGGUGUGAAGCGCGCUCGGGCGAAUGAUUACGACAGCGACUCGGGUGACUCGCUGCCCGAUGUAUCGGAGCUACGUCGAUCGCGGCGCAGCACGCGGUCUGCCUCGGCUGCCAAUGGAUCCCGCCGCCGCUCCUCGCGCUUCGACCCCGCCGACGACCCGGAGUCCUCGCCCGCAGCAGCAGGGGGUAACUCGAUGGAGGCCGCGCAGCUCGCGAUCCGCACCGCGCGCGCCCGGUACCUCGUCGAAAAGGCCAAACUGCGCUACGCGCGCGCAGAGAACGCACGCCUCUGGUCGCACCUGCAAGAGUUGCAGGCCGAGCAGCGCAUCGUGUCGCGAGACUGCACGAGGGCGUUGGAGCAGGCAUUGGUGUUUGAGCUCGGCCAGGACGUGGAUGCGAUCUUCACGCCGCCCGCUUCGCCCAAGGUUGCGCCGGCGGCGGCGGCGGUGGUGCAGGAGGAGGAGGAGGGGCAGGGGCAGGGGUAUGCGGGCGGCGGUGGCGGUGGCGGGUUGGAUCAGCAGCACGUGGGGGUUGUCGCAGGUUGA